GACCUUAUUCUUUGAAGGGGGCGUUUCCCCGCAACCUCUGGGUUCCCGACUAGCUGGGACUCUCAGCAUAUACAAGCCGAGCACCUCGCUCUUCAUUCUCCAGAAUUGCCAUGUUUUAGUGAAUAGCUCUUAUCAGAAAACAUCACAAUGACAGACCAUACACAUAAUUCCCAAGGCGAAGGCCAUCUUCGGCCUCGCCUAUCAAAGAUCACCAUGGUAGCCAUGACCUUUGCCAUUCUCAAGUGUGUCUCUCCCAACCUCUCUGUCCAAACCAUGUUCUGAUGUGAAGUCCAGUACUUGGAUCUGUCUAGCAGGAAGUCUAUCUAUUGUUCUUCCUUCUGGAGGAUCUGUUGCUUUCUUGUAUGGCUUUAUCUUCUGCGUCUUGUGUAAUUUUGCGCUGGCGGCCAGUUUGGGUGAGUUGGCGGCGAUUUGGCCGACUGCUGGUGGGCAGUAUCAUUUCCAGUGGGCAUUGACUUCUGAGAAGUGGAGGAAGGUCAUGGUGAGUUUUGUGGUGCGUAGUUGCUGGGAGAAUAUUGACGAUAGCAGAGUUUUGCGGUUGGAUACAUCAAUAUUUUUGGGUGGCUGACUCUCGUGACGACUGAGGGUUUCUUCGCAGCACAAUUCAUCUCGGCUGCCUGCGUCGUAGCAUCCAACGGAAACUACGUUGUGGCAGCAUGGAAGACGUACCUAAUUUUCAUGGCAGUCCUCACAUUCGGCACUCUCUCCAUGACCUUCGGCAACCGGAUUCUGGGUGCCUGGAACAAUCUUGCCUUGUACUGGUCCAUUCUUAGUGUGUUCGUCGCCAGCGUCGUCCUUCUCUCGACAUCCGAUAAAACCGACCCCGAAUUCGUCUUUGCGACAUUUGCGAACGAAACAGGCUGGAACGACGGAAUUGCGUGGAUCUUGGGCCUUCUGCAGUCAGCGCUGUCACUCAUUGGAUACGAUGCUGUGCUGCACAUGACUGAGGAGAUGCCAACGCCGUCUCGUGAUGCUCCAUUGGCGAUGGUAUACGCUGUUGGUGUCGGAGGAACAACCGGUACAAUCUUCAUCCUCGUCAUGCUUUUCUGUCUCACCGACCUCUCCGGCAUUGUCGCAACAUCAACAGGCAUGCCUAUCGUCGAGCUCAUCCUUCAAGCAACCGGCAGCCGCGCUGGCACAACAUUCCUCACGCUCAUGCUAGCAAUCUGCUUCAUCCACGGAACCAACGGCUCGAUUACCAGCGCGUCCCGACUCCUAUACGCUAUGGCUCGUGAUAAAGGUACUCUGUAUCACGAUUACUUCAGCCACAUCCAUCCCAGAUGGGAAGUACCCAUCAGAACUAUUGUUCUUACCUGGGUGUUUAAUGCGAUAUUUGGAUUGUUGUAUCUCGGGCCGACUGUUGCGUUCAAUGCGUUUAUUUCGAGUUGCACAAUCUUGUUGAACAUGUCGUAUGCUAUUCCGGUUGCCACGCUUAUCAUUCGCGGCCGGGAUACUUUGACAAGGUUUCAGAGCGCGGAAACACCUUGGAGGUUUGGCAAGGUUCGGGGUUUGAUCAUCAAUUACGUUGCUGUUCUUUACGUCUUCAUCACAUCGAUUUUCUUCUGCUUCCCGCCUGUUCUGCCAGUCGAUGCCAGCUUGAUGAAUUACGUCUCGGCUGUCAUUGGCAUCUUUGCCAUUUUCCUGACAGGAUACUGGGUCUUUUACGGAAAGAAGACAUUCCAGGGCCCGGUAAGUUUCAUUUCACGCUCUCUGAGAAUAUUACUGAUGAUUGUGGCAGGAUCUCGAUGUGAUUCUUGGAGAAAGACCGGACCUUGCCGAAGCCACGGAUGAGUUGGCGAUGGAAGAAAAAAAGGUCGAGAGUCCAACGGAGUGAUAUGCUGUACCAUAACGGGCUUUAUAUAGCUUACAUUUAAUGACUUGAAUGAACUUUUAUGAUGAUAUUGCUCCCAACCAGCCAUCUCCUGUAAUCGGC
Fusarium odoratissimum NRRL 54006 is the source of this 1951-nucleotide messenger RNA. RefSeq lists its product as uncharacterized. The transcript has 6 exons. Gene Ontology annotation, molecular function: transmembrane transporter activity. The record is from RefSeq and is a predicted model, not a curated record. NCBI's taxonomy places the organism in Eukaryota, Fungi, Ascomycota, Sordariomycetes, Hypocreales, Nectriaceae. Gene Ontology annotation, cellular component: membrane. Bases 697 to 1809 code for a protein of 370 amino acids. Gene Ontology annotation, biological process: transmembrane transport.